Molecule: messenger RNA, 1533 nt
Organism: Polistes canadensis
Lineage: Eukaryota; Metazoa; Arthropoda; Insecta; Hymenoptera; Vespidae
Gene: MED19
Product: mediator of RNA polymerase II transcription subunit 19
Exons: 4
Coding region: 664-1389 (241 amino acids)
Biological process (GO): positive regulation of transcription by RNA polymerase II
Cellular component (GO): mediator complex
Molecular function (GO): transcription factor binding; transcription coregulator activity
Source: RefSeq, a predicted model, not a curated record
UAUUUGAUUAAAAAGGAGAGUAAUUGAAUAUAUGAGUUCACGAUUCUUUCGCAUAGAUGGCACUGAAUGCGCGCUGUUGUCAAGUUCGACGAACGCUAUCUAAACUAGUGUUGUGAUGGAGACUAAAAUGAAAGUAGCAUAGCGGUAACCGUAGUACACUGUAUAUUAAUUAUUUCAAACACUUCUAAUUAUUUAUAUAUAUAUAUAUAAAAAGAAAAAAAAUCUUUAUGAUAAAAUCUAAAUUAAAAAGAACAAUGUUAUUUACUUUCGAAAUAUAACCAAUUUUAUUUCUAAAAAUGAGACUCCAAAAGAUCAUGUUAAACGUUAUCUGGGUAAUUUAGGAAAAUGAUGAAGUCGACAAGUAUUAAACUUGUGUUGAGUGUUGACCUAAAAAUGGACCUUGAAUUUUUAUAAUACGAAUGUUAUCUAUUACCAAGUAAAAAAACGAAGAAAAAGUGAGAAAGAAAGAAAGAGAGAGAGAGAGAGAGAGAGAGAGUGAAAGAAGGAGAGUAAGAGUGAGAGAAAGAUAGAGAGAGGAGAGAGAGAGAGAGUGAGAGAGAGAGAAGGAGAAAGAGCACAUCGAACUUCUAAGAUCGGUUGUGCUCUUAGUUUAGAGUAUUUUGUUAAUCAUCGUGACGAGGUGCGAUGAAGUAAAGCUGGAGGAUGAUGGGCGAUCAGUUUCGUAGUAAAGUGGAGCAGUACUCGCCAAAGUCAUCACCGAGGGGUGCACGUUCCCCUGUUGUUUCUCGCCAAGACUCGACAGGGACCCUCAAAACGACGAUUUCCCUCGGAAAAAAUCCUUCCAUCGUCCACAGUGGUCCUUUUUAUUUAAUGAAGGAACCACCUGGGGAGAGUGAACUUACUGGAGCAACGAAUUUGAUGGCAUAUUAUGGUCUAGAACAUUCCUACAGUAAAUUUAGCGGUAAAAAGCUCAAAGAACAAUUAUCUUCGUUUCUUCCUAAUUUACCUGGCAAUAUCGAUACACCUGGUCAUCAAGAUAAUAGUUCAUUAAGGUCCGUAAUAGAGAAACCUCCAAUUGGUGGUAAAGAAUUAUUACCACUGACUAGUGUGCAAUUAGCUGGUUUUAGAUUACAUCCGGGACCAUUACCCGAGCAAUACAGAUAUGUAAAUCAAGCACCACAAAAGAAACAUAAGAACAAACAUAAAAAGCAUAAACACAAACCUGGUGAAAUACCAACCGGACAAGAAACAGCUACCACCGAUAUCAGCAGUUCGGAUACACACGAAAAGAAACAUAAAAAACAGAAAAGACACGACGAAGAGAAAGAAGCAAGAAAGAAAAGGAAAAAGGAGAAAAAGAGGAAAAAACAAAAACACAGUCCGGAACACACCGGUGGGCUCACACCUUCUCAGCAUUCCAAUUCGUGAUCUCUAAAUUGUGAAAUAACAUUUUUAAAAUCCGUCGUCAUUCUAAUUGAUGCAAAUGAGUUAAUUCUAUAUAUUUUCACUUUAUACGUAUACACGUACGCGUCAUCAUAUUAAUAAAUGUUUACACCGUUUGUAUAUAAUCAA